GCAUGUGCGUGCACGUGUGCGUGCGUGUGUGCGCACGUGUGCGUGCGUGUGCAUGCACGUGUGUGUGUGUGUUAGGAGUGAGUGGAGGCAAGUGGUUUUCAUGAGUUGACAUUAUGUUAGUGUGUGAGCAAGUUAACAUUUAUGAAGGGAUUCUAGAAAAACCUGUUAGCCGAACUUGUACUUUGCAUAUGGGCUAACACACUUUCUCAACUUAUCAGUUACCAGACACAAAUUUCAGUAUUUCCUUUUAAUUUUUUCCAUAAGCAGCAUCAUCAGCCUCCCUUGGUAGGAGUCUAGUCAUGGCCCCCGCCACCUACCUUCCCUCAGUGGCCACCCAUCAAACCCGAGUAGUCACCUUACUUCCAAGGAGGCUUCCACCAUCUACCAUCACCAGGACUACUGCUGCCACUCUUCCCGAGCCUCUCUUACGGGUCCACACGCUACGGGAAAAAUAUUACGCUUAUAACUCCGAUCUCUUUCCCUUAGGCGUUGAGACGAGCGAGGAGAGUGAUGGCAGUGAUACAGAGGACCUUUGUGGAAGUCAACAAGGCUGGCUGGACCCCAAUGAUGGACCUUAUGAGAGAUACCAAAAUUGGGUGAACAAUGCUAGUGAGUUGAGUGGCAGACAGCAGAGUUGGGUGGACCCAACAGCUACAGCAUUAUCACAGUUGUCAGGUGGCACUAGCUGUCAGCGUUCCAUUACCCUCUCAGUUGCCCUGGCAUCACAUAGAAGACAAGUUACAGCAUCUCGUGUGCGUACAGAAGUGCGUUCGUGGGAGGUUGAAAGGCGGUGUCCCCUCACACAAACCCUGGUAGAUGCUGCACGCACACACCCACGCCUCGCUGCAGAUGCUUGCUGCCUCUACCGCAAUUCACAACAUAGCCAAGAAUCUCCAAAAAUAAAGUCUAGGUUUAGAUCAUCGGUGCUGAUGCGACGUGAGUGUGUGUACAAUGAUGGUGAGGGUGGAGAGUGUAGAGAGCUCUCCUUACCUGGAACUAGGCACUGCUUACGUCAUAUCAUGUAUAAUGUGGAUCAGCAGUUGUUCACUCACUGCACUGCACGACACCCAGACAACACAUUGUGUCGGGUACCUGUAUUUGAUGUCUCCCAUGAGCUUCCACUGUGUUCGCACCAUAGCAAAACACAGGAAAAUAAUGUUAAAACAGCAUUGGAUGAAAUUCCGAAGCCCAAAAGAUCUCGGAAAAAGAACAAAAUGCCAAUUUUAUCAAGAUAUGGCAAACGAAACAAAAAACGGCGGAGAUCUUCCAAUUCUACGUGUUCAGUGAUUCCAUCUACCAGUGUACGACCUCCCAUGGCCAGUCAGUCAUCUCUUUCUUCCCCACAGCCUUCACCCACAACACCACAAACAUCCCCACAUUUCUCAACAGCUUCAUGUACAGAUUCUGUGGCUGAAGCAGAAGAAAGUGAACUGGAUGAUGACAUGGAAGGUAUGGCAAUGGGCCUGGAUGCAGCAUCUCGCCUGUUAGAUCCUCGUGACCUCCAAGAUGUACUGAACCGUAUCCCAGAUCACGAGUUAACUCAGCUCUUUGAUGCUCCAGAGGGUAAAACAGGAGAGUUUGAAAAUACUGCAGAUGACAAGGGAGAGAUAGAUACAGAUCGAGGUGAUGACGAUGAACAUUCUGUCAGUUCUCCAACUCAAGCUCAUAGUCCGCCGUGUACAACUCCAACUGUUGCUGCCACCACCACUGCCUCAUCUACACCUCCAUUAACUGAAGAAGGCACGACUUUAAGUUUGGAUGAGUCCACUUUAAAUGAGCUUGUUGCUGGCAACAUCCCGAUAGACUCUAUUAUCUCUUCCUCAUUCAAUCAACAAGAGCUGAAUACUAUAUCACAGGCUUUGUCCAACAUUGUACAGGAAAAUAAUAUAAAUCUUGCAGGCUUUGACCUCAGUGGAGGCAAUUCCUUUUCUGCCUCAGAAGCAGGCGGGUCUGGCCCAGUGGGAGAUGUUAGUGAUAAUUCACUCAUGUCACAGGCUAGUGAUGGAGUAGGUCAAGCAGAUUUUAGUGAAUCUGGACGUUUAGUAUCAGAUUGUAAAGUUAAUUUAUUAAGCCAACGUCCUGGAAUUAUUGGAGACACUGCCACACUCUCCCCUUUAAAGUAAUUAUAUGCUGGCAUUACUCAUCAUUAUAGGCAUCCCCAUCAGUUGCCAGAUGGAAUACAGAAAAAAGUAGAGUGAGUUCAUACAAUAUGGAUAGGUUGCCUUGAUCAGUGUUUUAUUUAAGUAAUUUUUUGUACAGAAACUUAUUUCUUUGUAAUUUUUAUCUGCAUUUUUUCAGAGGUGUGAGUGUAAAUGCUAAUGUAAGACCAAGGUAUAGUGUGAUAGUGAUUGAGACCAUUUAGUCAUAUUGUUUUAUUCACUCACACUAGUUGAUUACUGCUGGAAGAGUGAUUUAUAACAUUUGGCACGGUGCAACUGAAGCAUGUUUGUAUUUGGAGAUACACUGUGUUCAGUGCAAGGUGAUACCCAGGAUAUUUAGCUUUGUUUUGAAAUGUUUUUUACUGAUCUCUUAUAAGAGCUCAAGAAAUUUUAACUGUAGAGAUUUGUAGGCUAUUUUGAUUAGCAUAUUUGUUGUGGUAGAGAUGAUAAUGAUACUUUUUUUUUUUUCUUCUAAAUAUUUGUAAUUUAAAAUCUAAAUUUUAUACUUAAUUUUUACCACAUCAGCUAUUUACCACCUAAGUUGGGUGAUUUUUUUUUUUUAUUUAUUUUAGCUGUGCACAACUAGGAGGCACAUAAAUUUUAUAUCACUUCUGCAGUUGUAUACUGUAUUUGAUGCAUGUAACUAGUACAGUAUCCAAUGUUGAAAUUUAUUUAAUUCCAUUAGCAGCAUUUACAUAAUUACUGCCUGCUAGAGUAAAGUAUUGGUUUAAUUAAUGUGGCACAGUUGUGGGCUCUUAGAGACAAGACAGCCAUGGCAUUGAUAUUCUGAGCAGUGUACAAGGCAUGAGUUCUUGUGUGUAUUUGCAUGUUUGUAGAGGUUUUAAUUUUCAUCAUCAUCAUCAUCAUUAUUAUUAUUAUUAUUAUUACUAUUAGGCCUGUUGUAUACCAUAGCUCAGUAUGAUGUAUUUGAAAGGUUGAGCUUUGAUGUGUCCCUUAAAGAUUUUUUUAUUUUUUUUUUAUUUAAUGGCCAUUGGAGUUUGAGUUCUUUGUGUUCCUUUGUACUUCCAUCAUUCUUGGCAUAUUGAUAUAAUUACAUAAUUUAAAAAGUUGUGAAUCAAGCAUAUGAAACUUAUCUCUAAGAAUACAGCUGUUUCUUGACUUAUUAUAAACUGUUGGGUCAACUGGUGGGCAAGAAGUGUAUGGUGGACUGCAUAAGGUGCUACAUUACAUACUCUAUAUAUAUAAAAUUACUAAUUAGAUAAUAUAAGGAAUCCUUAUAAAAAAAAUUUUAACAGCAUAUUUUCCAGGCUUUGCAGCUGAUUGUGUCAUUAUUACAAUAAUUAUUGAUAACAUGAUACACAUAUGCAAACUCAUAGGAAUUACAGGACACACACAUGUAUUUGUGUAUAUAAAUAUGUAUGAAUGUGUGUAUGGUUGGCCUCGUCUGUUGUACAUAUUCGGGAUAUGACUUUUACGUGUAUCAGAUUUCUUAUUAUUUGAUCAGGUCUGGUCUUAAAUGGUAUCUUGAGAAUGUAAAUAACAAUGGAAGAAAUAAUUGAAGUUCAUUGGCACAGUAUUCUGCUUGCUCUAUUGAUGUGUUGCUGUACAUUUGUAUAAAUAUAUUCCUAAACUGGAGGGAUGAAGGUAAAAUUUACUGUUAGAUGUGAUGUAAUUUAUGUGGAUAUCCAUUGAUUUGAGGGGGAAAAACUAAUGUUUAGGUAUGAUAGGUAAUUUUAGACAGGGCAUCCUCAUUAUUACAAGCAAGACAUACACAUAAUUACCAUCUGUUUGGCUUUGAAACUCGACCCGUGAUUAGUCAUAUACAGUACUAAGCACUUUUUUCUUUUUUUACUUUAUGAAAACAGAAGACAUAAAUCAUUGGAUUAAUCUGUUAAGUACAUCAGAUUGUUACUCAGAUACUGGAUCCAAGUCAAGUAGGUUUUUUGUGCCAAAUAUUUAAAAUUCUUUUAGCAUAUUCCAUCACAGUUGUAAUUGACUUACCUGAAAGUGAUGAAUGCACCCAUCAUUUCCUCAAGUUCUUAAAUUCCCAAUUGUAAGCCCUUUAGCAUCAAGAAAUUUGUGUAGUAGAUCCUCAUGUUUUUUACACUGAUUUCAUUAAGAGAAUUUUGUUCACGUUGAUUUAAAAAUCUUAUAAUGAGUAAAAAAUGGAUUAUCCACCCAGUCAUUAUGUGAUAGGAAAAUGGUCUACUUACUGAAGCAUUAGCUCUAGUUUGUGAGAUGUUACAUGAAAAAAAGGUUCAAGAGAAUUAUGUGGUACAAUAAGUCUGCCCGAUUAAGCAACACUGAAACUAGUUUAGUUCUAGCAGAUAAAAGCUGUCUCCACCUGGGGGAGAUGUUGGCUGUUUUUUUCUAUCUACUUUCAUCUCUUUUUUCUAUUGUACAAAGUUUCUUUGAUAUUUUAAAUACAGUUCACUCUUUAAUGACCAAUCACAACCUAACUUUUAUUAACAACCAAAAAAAAAAAAAAAACACGUUCCCUCAUUGACCAACUUCCAAUCGUAAAAUGACCAAAUUAAAUAACUAAAUAAAUAACAAAAAGGCACUAUACCGUGACUGGAACGAUACACAAAUAACCCGCACAUAAAAGAGAGAAGCUUACGAUGACGUUUCAGUCCGACUUGGACCAUU
Messenger RNA from Cherax quadricarinatus, 4769 nucleotides. The record is from RefSeq and is a predicted model, not a curated record. NCBI's taxonomy places the organism in Eukaryota, Metazoa, Arthropoda, Malacostraca, Decapoda, Parastacidae.